This is a messenger RNA of Ceratosolen solmsi marchali, 1592 nucleotides long. RefSeq names its product coiled-coil domain-containing protein KIAA1407. NCBI's taxonomy places the organism in Eukaryota, Metazoa, Arthropoda, Insecta, Hymenoptera, Agaonidae. The transcript has 3 exons. The record is from RefSeq and is a predicted model, not a curated record. Bases 48 to 1592 code for a protein of 514 amino acids.
UAAGUGUUGUUAAAGUAUCGGCUAUUAAAAAUCUUGAUAACGGUAAAAUGAUUCCAAAUGUUAUCGAGCCGUUUAAUGUAGAUAUAAUUAAAGUUUCGAUUAAGGAUAAGCCAACAUUGUAUGAUCCAAAGAGCGAGGAAAGCUUAAAAAUAGUUUUGAAAGCAUUAAAACAAUAUUCAGCGCAGGAACGAAAGAUACGAGAAGUAGGGACUCGAAUCAAUGAGAGAAUAUCAAAAAGAAGACUUCGCCAUUACUUUGACAAUUGGUAUAAUUAUUUUACGACGAAGCAGAAGGUUAUCGAAUACACAAAAAACGAAAAGAAAAUUUCAAACGAAAGCAGAAUCGACAUGCUUGUUAAUGCAUUGGCGGAAAGUCAAAAGAAACGUGACGUAGAUCAGGAAAAAGCGAAAAAUCAUAAGCAUAAAACAGAGAUAAAAAGUGCUCCGCAACAAUUAAAAAAUACCCAGGAAAGCAAGCAAAAACGCGCAAUCGGUAGAGAUGUUAAAAGUGAAGAGAUCCAUAAAACACCAAUGCACAAUAGACUCAAAGCGCAAAAACUGAUUAUCGAAGAACAAAGGGCAAAAUUAGCGAAGCAGACUAAAUUUAUCGAAGAGAUGAAACUACUUGAAAUCAAGAAGGCAGCGAAACAAACUACCGUGCAAAAUAUCAAUGUUGCCAAACAAGUGUUGAAUCAUUGUGAUCAGAAAACUAAAAGGAGUCUGAUUCAUUUAAUGAAAGAACAAGGAUGCAGGGAUAAAUCUAUAAUUGGGGUACCGGAAAUUCCCAGUCCACCGAGAUUUUUUAUCAGAAUGGCAGAGCGUACCGAAGCAAGGAAGCAGCGGAUAAAACUAGCUAGUGAAAUUCGUGAGCGCAAGCGAGAAGAACAGAAGAGGAGAGAAGAAAUUAGUCGACAAGUAGCCGAAGAAAGACAAAGACAAGAGCAGAUUCAAGCAUUAAAGGAAGCUAAGAGAAUUCGGAAAGAAAAAGAAGAUCAUCGCUUAAAAGGGAUCCAGAAAAACAAAAGAUUGGAAUUCCUUGCGGAUCAAUUUUAUAAAAAGUAUUUAUUUAAAAGAUACAUUGUGAAGCCUUUGAAUAUUGUGAUUGAAGAGCAAAAGCAGCGUUUAAAAUGGGCUUAUCGACACUAUGAAGUUACAUUGCUGGCAAAAGUCUUAACUGCUUGGAAAAACGAAUGGAUUGAUCAACAAAAUGAUAAAUUACAAUUGGCUAAAAUGUUUUAUCGGCAUAAUUUAUUGUGGGAUGUUUUUGGCAAUUGGCGAUCGUUAGCUUUAGAUACGAAACAAAAAUAUCAAGUUGCUUUAGAUUUCUAUGAUAUGAAGUUACAAACAAAGUGCAUAAAAGCCUGGUAUUUAUUAUACGCGAAUAUAAAUAUUGUAAUACACGAAAAAGAAGUACAAGCUGUUAAGCAUUAUGUGAGGUAUUUAAAAAGAAUUUGUUUUAAUAUAUGGAAAAAGUAUAUGCUGAUAGCUGUUGAUAUAGAGGAUAGAGAAAAAAGGAGGGACGAAUGGAGAAAAUUGAUAAAAAAAUUUAUUCCUCAAUCGCCUAAACAAAGAAAUAUUUCAUUACACUUUUAG